Messenger RNA from Lethenteron reissneri (Far Eastern brook lamprey), 3119 nucleotides. RefSeq names its product nocturnin (gene NOCT). The record is from RefSeq and is a predicted model, not a curated record. Gene Ontology annotation, molecular function: 3'-5'-RNA exonuclease activity. Lineage: Eukaryota; Metazoa; Chordata; Hyperoartia; Petromyzontiformes; Petromyzontidae.
AGCUGGUGAAUGUAGUUGGGUUGUCGUGGUUUGAUUUGUUUUAAAUCGACCUCGUAAAUAUACGACUAGUCCUCAGACGACUAUAUGUGUGCGAGUUGGAUUGUUAGAUUUUUCUGCAGUUCAUUUUGUGUCGGCAUUACGAUACGCAAUACAAAAGGAUUUGUUCACUCUUGACAUUUGGGUAUUGUCAAUCAGUUACAUUGCGUGCGAUUUAACUCGAUUAGAUACAAUUACCUGUAGUCGAGCAAUUGAUCUCAUAAAUUCAUGUGUAGCCUUCAUUGUGUUGUAUUUAUUAAUUAGACGGGAUUUGCGUUUUUCUUUUCGACGAGUCUUAAAGAGGACAAUUGAUUUAAUUUCAUGACAUUAAUCUUAGAUUAUCUAUGAGGUACGUGAUAAGUUCAUUAAACUACAUCCAAGUUAUUGGUUUCAAUUAGAUUCUAUGGUACAUAUAAUUAAUAUAACUAAAUUACUUGAUACAUGCCGAGUCUGGUGAUUAGAAUGUACAAUAUCGUUAACAUUAGCAACGAUACAUGGUUAUGAUCUGUAACGUUGGAGAUAAAUAGAUAAACGCCGAUUAAAGUAUGUAUUUUUGUUAAGUGGUAGAUUGUUCAGAUUUCUUCACUAAAUACAAAUUAACGAAAGUAAGCAGGUUAUACUGUAUUUAGUAAAUUACCAUAGAGUACACCUGUAAAAUACAUUUGAGGUUAUAUCUAUAAUGAUUACUUGGUUACGUGAUCAACUAUGAGGCAUGAUUAGAUCAAAUCUGUGCUAAACUAACUCAAAAGUACAUUUACUUGAGUGAGCUCUCAACCACCUUUGAGCCAAUUUGGACCGAGGUUUGUGUGCAUUUAAUAAUUUUUCUAAUUAAAAACAAUGCCUUCCCAAUGCACAUCCGCUUUAAUUUAUGUUUAUGGGCUCUCAUCUGGAUUAAGAACAUAAAGUCCUCGACGUAAUACACACUUUGCUGUUUUAACCUACACGAUUUAAUUAAAUUGUGUAGCACGUGCUGCAUAAGCAUACACGUUUAAAUAUAUACUGUAGUUUUACCGAUAUAGUUUUGUACUCAAUUUAUUUUCAGAAAUUAUUGUUAUAGAUCACCCAGUUAAACAUUGGGUUGCAUUUGUUCGUAAGCUUGGUGAAUGGGGUCAGUUGUGAGCCGGGCUUAUGAGGCCCUGGUGGGAUACAUCUUGGGUGCUCGGCGAAAUGUACUUGCGGUGGAGUGGUCAGAUCAUGCCUCUUCCGAGGCAGUGAACUCCGUGGAUGACACAGACGCAGAGCACAGACUCCUUGACCCCGCAAAGGUUUCCUCGCGCCUUCGGCUGGGUCGUGAGUUUGUGCCAGUCGAAGGGCCAGAUCCAUCUCCUCCCACGCCCUCUUUCCGCAUCAUGCAGUGGAACGUCCUCGCCCAAGCCCUUGGGGAGGGCAAAGACAACUUUGUGUGCUGUCGACCUGCUGACCUGACAUGGGCCGCCCGGUGGCCACUUAUCCUGGAUGAAAUCGUAUCUUAUCAGCCCGACCUUAUCUGCUUGCAGGAAGUGGACCGGUAUCACGAUGCUUUCAGCCCUGCGCUGAAUCAGCUUGGGUACGGAGGUGCGUUUGUGCCCAAGCGCCAUUCUCCAUGCCUGGACGUCCAGCCCAACUAUGGCCCCGAUGGCUGUGCAAUUUUCUAUCGCAAGGAGCGAUUUGAGCUCCUGAGUGGAUACGCAAUCGGUCUGCGUGCUGAGCCCAUCCCCUACCCAACCCACCAGGUUUUGUUGGUGUUGAAGCUCUGUUACGUUGACACGGGACAUAGCCUGACAGUGGCGUGUACCCACCUGAAGGCACGGCAGGGCUGGGAGCGUCUGCGUGCCGCGCAGGCAAAACACUUGCUCAGCUGCUUGGACGGCGACCGAGAAGCUCGUGAAGGUCCCCUCAUCGUGUGUGGGGAUUUGAAUGCCAAACCUGCAGAGACUGUUCAUCAGCUAUUUUCUGCUUCAGCCCUGGGCCUCGGCAGUGCUUACAGGAAGUUGAGCGAGGACGGAGAGACGGAACCACCCUUCACUACAUGGACGGUACGUGCCGGUGGGGAGACUCAAGCCACCUUGGAUUAUAUAUGGUACUCCCAGAAUGCUCUGCGUGUGGAGCGGCUGCUGAAUCUUCCAUCUGAGCGGGACAUUGGCUCUGGGCGGCUGCCUUCGUCCACAUACCCGUCCGACCACCUCUCCUUGGUGUGCGACUUCAGCUUCGUCGGAGAUACGCGUGCUACGUGACUUCCUCCCAUCAUGGGCCAUAGACAGACUGGUUGUACCAUGCUUUGACAAGGGAACUAUUUCCUGAAGGGGUCUAUUGCUUGUGCCUGUUCAUUUUUUGGCCAUGCUGAGGAUUUGCCAUUGAUGUCAAAAAGGAAGUUGUUGAAUGACAAAAUCCCAGGUUUUUUUUGGGUCGUUGCAUACAAAAUAGACCAUGGAAUAAUAUGCAAUAGGUCACAAAUUUCACGAAGGAAAUAAUGGUACUUAUAUUGACUUGUUUGCAGAAGAUCAGGUGUUUGGGUCUGUGCUUAACUGCAUUGCAACUGCUAAUACAAUGGGCUGGUAGAUUACUUGAUGGGAUUUAUUUACUUUCAGAUGCCAGGUACUAGACUUCAUAGUGACAAUGGCGUAAUUAAUUAAUUGAAUUGCAUAAUAACUUUUCAUGAAACUGCUGUACGGCCAUUUCGCUAGACCAUCAACAUUAAUCAAUAACCUUGCCUUUAAAGGGAAACAUGUAUUCGGUGAAACUUCAGGCAAUGCCCCUUCACAGCAGUGUGAUUGAUUAAUGUGUUGUGUUUAUUAUUUGUGCUUGUGCACCACAAUGCAGUGUCACAGUUUAUAUUUUGCGUUACCUUUCACAACCAAUCAAAAUAUUUAAAAGCAGUUCUGGAGCUACACUUUGCCCUCGUGUGCUUCUAUUAGCACGAAAUAUCUUGAUUUUAUAAGAGUAUAGUACUUGAACAAUAGAAAUGUCAUUUUUGUCAAAUGCUGCUGCCAUUUUAUUGAAAAUAAUGCUUCAUCUCAAUGCAAAGAUAUUUUUUUUUCUGAAUGAAAUGCUGCUGUUGCACUGUCAAUAUGUGGACAUUAAAUUAAAAUUGUUUGCCUUGGUUA